GCGCCGAUCUUCUCGGCAGUCCUCUCCUCCAACUCAGCCCUUGUCCCACCCCCUUUGUUUCCUUGCUCAUCCCUGAGCAGCUGGCAGGAUCCUGCAGAGAUCGAGCAAGACGCAAGAAGCCCGAGAGAGAGGUGUGGGGAAAGCCGAAAGGCGUCUGCCAAGCCACGGGACUCCUUCCAAUUCCUUUUAAAAAGGAAGUCAGCUGACGGGAGUUAGUUAAAUUGCACAUCCUCUUAUGUGUAACUCUCGACUUCGGACACAGAAAUGAAGUUUGCAGAGGAGGAGAAGGCCAAGAGAUACUGCAUCAGAGGAAAACAUGUGGCCAUCAUCUGCGGCGUGGUGGUGGCUGUGGGACUAAUCGUGGGACUUUCCGUGGGCUUGACCAGAUCCUGUGACUCCUCGGCAGACUCUGGGCAGGGCUCAUCCCCAUCUCCUUCCCACUUUCCAACCUCUGCCAGUCCUUCCGAUCGGCCUCCACAGGACGAGGGGGUCUGCCCUGCCAGUGAAGAUGACAGUGGAGAGUGGAAAAAUUUCAGGCUGCCGGUGUCCAUCAACCCAGUACACUAUGACCUGGAGAUGAGGCCCCAGCUGGAGGAGGACACGUACACGGGCACAGUGACCAUCUCCAUCAACGUGAGUUUGCCCACCCAACACCUGUGGCUGCACCUGCGGGAGACCAGGAUCACCCAGCUGCCGCAGCUGAAGAGACCCUCCGGCGAGCAGGUGCAAGUUCGGCGGUGCUUCAAGUAUGAGACUCAUGAGUACUUGGUCGUCGAAGCGGGGGAACAGCUUCCAGCCACCACUGGCGAAGCUUACUACCUCUUGACCUUGGAGUUCGCUGGCUGGCUGAACGGCUCCCUCGUGGGGUUUUAUAAAACCACGUACACGGAGAACGGACAAACAAAGAGCAUAGCGGCCACGGAUCAUGAACCAACAGAUGCCAGGAAAUCCUUUCCCUGCUUUGAUGAGCCCAACAAAAAAGCAACUUAUACAAUAUCUAUCAUCCACUCUGACGAAUAUAGAGCACUUUCAAAUAUGCCAGUAGCGGAACAAGUGCCAGUGGAGGGCAACUGGAUUCGAACAACUUUUCAGAAGUCUGUCCCCAUGAGCACGUACCUGGUCUGCUUUGCUGUACAUCAGUUCACGACUGUGGAGAGAAGAUCAGAGAGUGGAAUACCUCUUACUAUUUAUGUCCAGCCUGGGCAAAGUCAUACAGCUGAAUAUGCUGCAAACAUAACUAAAAUAGUGUUUGAUUAUUUUGAAGACUACUUUGGUGUGAGCUACUCUCUUCCUAAAUUAGAUCAAAUCGCUAUUCCAGACUUUGGCACUGGUGCGAUGGAGAACUGGGGACUCAUCACUUACAGAGAAACCAACUUGCUUUAUGACCCGCAGGAAUCAGCCUCAUCAAACAAGCAGAGGGUGGCGACUGUGGUUUCCCAUGAACUUGUACAUCAGUGGUUUGGAAAUAUCGUGACCAUGGACUGGUGGGACGAUUUGUGGCUAAAUGAAGGAUUUGCUUCUUUCUUCGAGUUCCUAGGAGUAGACCAUGCAGAAAAUGAUUGGCAAAUGCGUGACCAGAUACUAACUGAAGAUGUAUUACCUGUACAAGAGGAUGAUUCUUUAAUGUCAUCACACCCGAUUGUUGUCACUGUGUCAACCCCUGCUGAAAUAACAUCUGUUUUUGAUGGAAUAUCCUACAGUAAGGGAGCUUCCAUUCUGAGAAUGCUUGAAGACUGGAUAACACCUGAGAAAUUUAAAGAAGGAUGCCAGAUUUACUUGAGAAGAUUCCAUUUUCAAAAUGCAAAAACUUCAGAUUUUUGGAAAGCACUGGAGGAGGCAAGUAACCUUCCAGUGGGAGAAGUGAUGGACACUUGGACCAGACAGAUGGGUUAUCCUGUGCUUAAUGUGAACAAUGGGAGGACCAUCACACAGAAGCGCUUUCUGUUGGACUCAAAAGCUGAUCCUUCCCAGCCACCUUCAGAUCUUGGUUACACAUGGAAUAUUCCUGUUAAAUGGACUGAGAACAAUGAAUCAAGUGUUAUAGUCUACAAUAGAUCAGAAAGUGGAGGAAUUAUUUUGAAUUCUUCUAAUUCUGGUGGAAGUUCUUUUGCCAAAAUAAACCCAGAUCAUAUUGGGUUUUAUCGUGUAAAUUAUGAAGAAGGAACUUGGAACAGGAUAGCUGAAAAUCUUUCCUCAAACCACGUGGACUUUUCCUCUGCUGACCGUGCGAGUUUUAUUGAUGAUGCUUUUGCCUUGGCAAGAGCUCAACUCCUAGAUUAUAAAGUGGCUCUGAACCUGACCAAGUAUCUCAAAAUGGAAAGAGAUUAUUUGCCAUGGCAAAGAGUCAUUUCGGCUAUAACCUACAUCAUCAGCAUGUUUGAAGAUGAUAAUGACAUCUACCCACUGAUGGAGGACUACUUCAAAGAUCAAGUGAAGCCUGCUGCAGAAUAUCUGGGAUGGGAUGAUACUGGAGACCACCUCACAAAGUUAUUGCGUGCCUCCGUGUUAGGGCUGGCGUGCAGGAUGGGCGAUACGGAAGCCUUGAACAACGCCUCCCAGUUAUUUCAGGAGUGGAUAAAUGGGAGACAAAGUCUUCCCGUCAACCUCAGACUCCUGGUGUAUCGCUAUGGGAUGUACAGCUCUGGCAAUGAGACUUCCUGGAACUAUACUCUUGAUCAAUACCUGAAAACCUCCUUAGCACAAGAAAAAGAAAAACUGCUCUAUGGGUUAGCAUCAGUAAGGAAUGUUACUCUUUUGUCAAGGUAUUUGGAUUUGCUCAAGGACUCAAACUUUAUUAAAUCUCAGGAUGUGUUUACAGUCAUCCGAUAUAUCUCCUAUAAUAGCUAUGGGAAGAGCAUGGCCUGGAACUGGAUACAACUCAACUGGGAAUAUCUGGUUAACAGAUUCACAAUCAAUGACAGAAAUCUUGGCCGGAUUGUCACCAUAGCAGAGCCGUUCAACUCUGAACUGCGACUCUGGGAGAUGGAGAGCUUUUUCGCAAAAUACCCCAAUGCGGGAGCAGGAGAAACACCUAGGCAACAAGUACUGGAGACGGUGAAAAACAACAUUGAGUGGGUCCAACUCAACAGAGGCGCCAUCAGAGAGUGGUUUACUGACUUCGCUAGGAAUGAAUAGUGUGUUCAGAUGUCAUGUGUUUGUGUGAAUCUGCAGUUUCUCCUGUCAGGCAUUUGGUGGCCUGAUUGACGAGCACUACAGAGGAAGCCUUAUCAACAGAUACUGCUUUCCUAAGUACUGUAUUUAUGUGUCUUGGAAAGCUUUCAAAUUGUCCCUCUCUCUCUCAUUCUUUUUUUUUUUUUUUUUUUUUUUUA
Lepus europaeus (European hare) is the source of this 3329-nucleotide messenger RNA. It is a transcript of the gene ENPEP, whose product is annotated as glutamyl aminopeptidase. The record is from RefSeq and is a predicted model, not a curated record. Gene Ontology annotation, cellular component: cytoplasm. Gene Ontology annotation, molecular function: zinc ion binding; metalloaminopeptidase activity; peptide binding. The coding region runs from base 265 to 3135 and encodes 956 amino acids. The transcript is spliced from 20 exons. Gene Ontology annotation, biological process: proteolysis; peptide catabolic process. Lineage: Eukaryota; Metazoa; Chordata; Mammalia; Lagomorpha; Leporidae.